Messenger RNA from Mus pahari (shrew mouse), 5040 nucleotides. It is a transcript of the gene Hlcs, whose product is annotated as holocarboxylase synthetase. The transcript is spliced from 11 exons. Gene Ontology annotation, cellular component: cytoplasm. Gene Ontology annotation, biological process: protein modification process. Bases 24 to 2633 code for a protein of 869 amino acids. NCBI's taxonomy places the organism in Eukaryota, Metazoa, Chordata, Mammalia, Rodentia, Muridae. The record is from RefSeq and is a predicted model, not a curated record. Gene Ontology annotation, molecular function: biotin--[biotin carboxyl-carrier protein] ligase activity.
CGGGCCGGGCGCGGGCGCCGGCCAUGCUCAUCACGCUGUGCUACCUGUACCUGUGGGCGCGCUGGGGGCGCCGGCCGGCCGCGCUGGUGCUGUCCACGGUGCGGCGGCUGCGUGCCUCGCGCUGCUCCUUCACCUUCUGCCGCGCGGCCGCGCAGCCCGGGGGCGCGCGCGUGUGCCUGAGCCGGGGCGGCCGCGUCUUCUGCGUCGGCGAGAGCCAGUCUGUUGAUGACUUGAACAAAUGGGCCCUGUUUCUCGUGUCUCCCUUCAUACUUGAAGCAGAACAUAUAGCUUUUGUGACAGAGAGCGUUUGGAUACAAGGUACCAGUUUCCAGGAGCCAUCGUCUUCAGAGACUGUUGUAAAAUGGUCCGACUGCUGUCUGCCGCUAGCCUGCCGACCUGGGGACCCCUACCAAUUAAUUGCUAAAGCAAGCGUGGACAACUUCAGCAAGCUCGGGGUGGCCUUCAUGGAGGACAGGCUCCACAUGGAUAAUGGCCUGAUAGCCCAGAAGAUUGUUUCAGUCCACUUAAAGGACCCUGCUCUGAAGGAACUCAGCAAGGCCUCCGAAGAGCAAGUGCAGGCCCCACCCCUGGGCCCAGAAGCUUCCCCCGAGGCCCAGCCUGCACAAGGUGUCAUGGAGCCUGCUGGCCAAGGUGACUGCAAGGCUGCUGGUGAAGGCCCUCCCCCACAGAGGAGGGGUUGUGCCCCUGGAAGUGAGCCUGCUGCAGAAGGGGACCCAGGGCCGAGCUCCACAGAGCUCUGUCCGCUCCACCUGUCCAUCUGCCACGAGUGUUUGGAGCUGGAGAACAGCACCAUCGAGUCGGUGAGGUGUGCGUCCGCGGAGAACAUUCCAGACCUUCCCUGUGAUCACGGUGGUAUGGAGAGUGCCUCGGGCGAACUCUGCCCUGAACGGAAUGGGAAGAGAGCCAACAUUUCGGGAAAGGCGCCCAAUAUCCUGCUGUAUGUGGGCUCUGGUUCCGAGGAAGCCCUGGGCCGGCUCCAGCAGGUGCGGUCCGUCCUGACUGACUGUGUGGACACGGACAGCUACACUCUGUACCACCUGCUGGAAGACAGCGCUCUGAGGGACCCAUGGCCAGACAACUGCCUCCUGUUAGUUAUUGCCAGCAGGGACCCAGUCCCCAAAGACAUAAACCACAAGUUCAUGGCCUAUCUUUCUCAGGGAGGGAAGGUGCUGGGCCUGUCUUCCCCCUUUAUGGUCGGUGGUUUUCGGGUGACCAGGAGAGACGCGCUACGGAACACAGCCCAGAACUUGGUUUUCUCUAAGGCUGAUGGGAGUGAGGUUCGGCUCAGUGUCCUGAGCAGUGGCUACGUUUAUGAGGAAGGCCCGAGCCUGGGCAGGCUCCAGGGCUACCUGGAGAAUGAGGACAAGGAUAAAAUGAUUGUGCAUGUGCCUUUUGGAACCCUCGGAGGGGAAGCCGUUCUCUGCCAGGUGCAUCUGGAGCUCCCUCCAAGCACCUCCCUGGUGCAGACAGCAGACGACUUUAAUGUGCUCAAAUCCAGCAACAUGAGAAGACACGAGGUCCUUAAGGAGAUCCUGACUGCCCUCGGUCUGAGCUGUGACACACCACAGGUUCCUGCCUUAACGCCUCUGUACUUACUGCUGGCUGCUGAGGAAACCCAGGAUCCGUUUAUGCGGUGGCUCGGAAGGCACGCGGAUCCUGAAGGAAUCGUUAAAUCCAGGAAGCUCUCCCUUCAGUUUGUUUCCUCCUAUACAUCUGAAGCGGAGAUCACCCCGUCUUCCAUCCCCGUGGUCACCGACCCGGAAGCCUUUUCGUCAGAGCACUUCAGCCUAGAGACCUAUCGACAGAAUCUGCAGACCACGAGCCUCGGGAAAGUGAUUCUGUUUGCAGAAGUGACCUCCACGACUAUGAGUCUCCUGGAUGGGUUGAUGUUUGAGAUGCCGCAGGAAAUGGGCUUAAUCGCCAUUGCAGUUCGGCAGACCCAGGGCAAAGGAAGGGGCCCAAAUGCCUGGCUGAGCCCCGUGGGAUGUGCCCUUUCCACUCUGCUGGUCUCCAUCCCUCUAAGGUCACAACUGGGACAGAGGAUUCCAUUUGUCCAGCAUUUGAUGUCCCUGGCCGUGGUGGAGGCAGUGCGGUCUAUCCCAGGGUAUGAGGAUAUCAACUUGCGAGUGAAGUGGCCCAACGAUAUUUAUUACAGCGAUCUCAUGAAGAUCGGUGGGGUUCUGGUUAAUUCAACACUUAUGGGAGAAACAUUUUAUAUCCUCAUCGGUUGUGGAUUCAAUGUGACGAACAGUAAUCCUACCAUAUGUAUCAAUGACCUCAUCGAAGAACACAAUAAGCAGCACAAGGCAGGCCUGAAGCCCCUGCGAGCAGACUGUCUCAUAGCCAGGGCUGUGACCGUGCUGGAGAAACUGAUUGACAGGUUUCAGGACCAAGGGCCCGACGGCGUUCUUCCCCUCUAUUAUAAAUACUGGGUGCACAGUGGUCAGCAAGUCCGCCUGGGGAGCAUGGAGGGGCCACAGGUGUCUAUUGUGGGCCUUGAUGAUUCCGGGUUCCUGCAGGUCCACCUAGAAGACGGUGGGGUUGUGACGGUGCAUCCAGACGGAAACUCCUUCGACAUGCUGAGAAACCUCAUCGUUCCCAAGCGACAGUAACACACCUCCGUGUGUCCCCAGACAGCUUGGAUCUGCUGCAGCAGCAGCAAGCCACAACAGGGAAGCUGCUCCUGGGAUCUCCUGGGAGCUAUGAGCAGGCGCACUCUGCUCGCAUAACUGUUGUCUCUGCCUGCCUAGGGCCUGGGAAGCUAACACAGAGUUAGAGGCCAGUUGUUAAUUCUUCAGGUUGUGGGUUCCCUGCCCCCACCCCUCCUCACCCCGGGAUUUGGGACAUAUAUAUGUGGUUUUAUUGGGUGUUUGAAGGUGCAUCUGGUGAGGAUUGACCGACAGGCGAAGAAGAGUCAGUUUAGCCUAGGAGUUUAGUUUGCCUUGUGAGGUGUGGAAGUGCUCUAACCCACGUGGGCUUGGAUUUGUGUGUAGUGGGAGGAAAAUCAGGAGCAAGGGGUUGGGAAUAGCGGUGAGAUAGUACAAAUAUAUCCCAAGGCAUGAAGGCCCUUAGCCCUCUGCUGUUAAAACAAUGAGCACUCAGCUCAGGUGCAUGCUCACUGCUGUCCAGAACACACAAGUGUUUACCUACACGUAGGGCUGUUGCUGUUUUUCUUAGUCAAGUUGGGCUUCUUGUAGUAGCCUAGAACACAGGGCUGAAGGGCGGCCACAGAGACGCUGCUGACCAGCGUGAUCUCUUCUCCAUGGUCAGGUGUGUCAGGCUUUACAUGUUUAAGCCAUGAUGGCAGCUUCCUUAGAGACAGAGGCUUGCUCAGGCUGAUGGGGACGUGGGCUCGCCCUCUUGCCCACACAAGGGAGGAUUCUUGGAACUUUUAAGCUGAUUAGUUGCAGGCUCUGUGCCACACCCCCAUAAGCCUGUGUCCUCGUGCAGCACUGCACUGUAAGUCAUGAUUUCCUGGCCCCUGUUUCGUAAUGUCAUGAAAGAGAGAAAGACUGACACAAACAUGCCAUCAGUUUGGAGAGAUGUAUGAGCGUGCGGUACAUGCCUGAUUGUGCGCGCGCGCGCGUGUGUGUGUGUGUGUGUGUGUGUGUGUGUGUGUGUGUGUGUGUGUAUGUGUGUGGCUUUAAAAGGAGAUGUUCAAAAUUUGAUGUGCUAAAAGUCUCCGUGGAAGAACAAAGGAGAGGAAGCCUUUCUAGGUUUGUGCUUCCAGAUGUGCUCCGUGCUUUCCCAUGUACCUCCCGUCGCUGUGGAGCUUGUGAAUCAUACCCAUCGCUGCCCGGCCUGAAAGAACCAGUUCCUGUCUGCCCUCCUGCUUCCUGCCAUUUCCACUAAAGUGGGUGGAAAGGAAACGACGGAACAGAACACUUAGCUUUGAACAAGAUCCUCGUCAUAAACGAGUACCAUCUUUACCCAGCUUAUAUAGUCAGGCCGACUCCAGAAACCAGAGGUUUUUCAGUAUAGAAAUCCAUCACCCUCAGACUAGCAGAGACAGCCCCAUUUGAAGCAAAAAAUAACAGGGUAAACCUGACCAACCUGAUGUGUGUGUGAGGGAAUGUGACUUUAAAAGAACUUGAAGGUAACUUUUCUUGCAAAUAAGACUUUGAUUAAAAUUUUUCUCAAAAAAAGAAAAAAGAUACAUACAUAAAUUUUAGUUCUGAUAUUUUUUAAAUUCAUGCGAGUUUAAAUAAAACUGUACGCCACCCCAAAUUAUAAAAUGACAGGCCCUCAAGAGAGCGUCUGUAAAAUAUCAUCAAGAACAAAGAUCUCCGAGCUUGAUGUUGCAAAGGUUCAUUUCUCAGACUUUGUAAUAUAAGGCUGGUCAUCUCUCAGGACUGCCAUCAUUACAUUUUAAAUUUCUAUGGGGGAUUAUUUAAUGAAAAACAUGCUAUGUUUUAUUUUAAGCUGAAAGCCUAUUCUGGAUAGUUCUACUUUGGGGGAAAAAUGUUAUCAUUUAAUUUCCUCUCUGUAAGUUAAAACUAAUGAAGUGUGUUCAUGUCAGGGCAGACAGAGAUGCUCUGGGCAUGCUGAGUGGCCCUGGAGUGGGUAUACUGUUUAGGGUGUUCUUGCUUAUGCAGACAUGACACUCCUUGUCUAGAGAGACAACCUAGCCUGAAGCAGAUGCUGCAUUUCCCACUGGCCUGACUUUGCCUCACAUGAACCAAAGACUUCAGAUUCCACAUUGUAGAGAGCAUUCUGCCGAUAGGGGUGUGAAGGCGCCACAUGCGAGGGUAGUCACACUCUUAGCAUCCCGGUAUCUCCAGGAACUUUACAAGUCUCCUAACUUUGCUGCCUCCUAAUCUUGAGCGCAGGUUACUCCUAGUGUAAACCUGCUUGCGUAUCUACCCCUGGGUGCUGGAAGGCACAUGUAAGCAAACACUGGGUUUCUCACAGCUCAGCUGAAGCAGCGAAGGCUUUGCUGUCCUGACAUGCCAGCAACGCGGCAACCUCAUUCCUGGUUCAUCUCUAUGCAUCUUUGAAAUAAACAAAAAUGUAAACCUU